Molecule: messenger RNA, 2651 nt
Organism: Cottoperca gobio
Lineage: Eukaryota; Metazoa; Chordata; Actinopteri; Perciformes; Bovichtidae
Gene: ccdc22
Product: CCC complex scaffolding subunit CCDC22
Biological process (GO): positive regulation of ubiquitin-dependent protein catabolic process
Molecular function (GO): cullin family protein binding
Source: RefSeq, a predicted model, not a curated record
CGUUUGUUCUCGCAGACAGUAAAUGGAGAUGAGACUCUACCUCCCAGAAUACCGAUGCUCAAUUGCCUUAUUUCUUCGUUUCCAUUCUGAGCAAGACAUGCAAAUGUCAGUUUGUAGCAGAUAGCUCCGGCCAGAAAUACUGCAGCGAUGGAAGAAGUUGACAACAUUUUGAUUCACGCCCUCAAAGAAGUUGGCACAGAGGUGAAUGAGGACACAAGCAGCGUCAAACAGUUCAGCAGUGAGCUCAUAGUGGAGGCGGUGGUCAGAUGUAUCCGGGUGAUCGAACCAUGCCUGGGCAGCGCACUGCCCACCUCCCUCCCUCCAGGCAUGUCUGCCCGCUUCAGAGUGUGCACGAGCCUGGCACAGGCCUGUCAGGACAUUGGUUAUAAAGGAGAGAUAGGCUACCAGUCCUUUCUGUACAGCACUGAGCCAGAGAUUCGCUCCCUGCUCAUGUUCCUGGUGGAGAAGCUGCCCAGAGAAAGUGCAGAGGCCUCAGACCAGCCACCAGGUAAAUCGGUGGUCCUCCAGAGAGCAAUCGCUGCUGCAAUCAAAGCCCAACUUGUUGUGCCCUGGCUGCCUCCCAGCUGCAGACUGCCACUGCACAGUGAAACACAAAGUCCAGGAGCAUUGCACCGCUUUCAUGUCCAGCCUCUAAGUUUACCACACUGCACUGAGGAAGCAGGGAAGAAGCAACUGAAAGAGGUGAAGGACUACCAUCGAGACAUUCUUCCUCCUGUGACCGCACAGCCUUCCCAUCAUGCGUCUCUGGUGACGUCCAUAUUGGAGCAGCACACAGCGGAACUCAGUGCUUCACAGGAGGGGUACAACGAGUGGAACAGUCAGGGACUUUUGUCUCGCCUCAAACCACAGGAGUAUCGCUCCAGGAAACUGACCCGGCUGCGUAAACGCAUAGAGGAGCAGAUGCGCUCUGCUGCACUGCCCUCUCUUGAAAGUGCCUUUGGUGGUCCUCGUGCCACCUCUGACUUGUCUGAGGUACUGCAGGCCUUCAGAGGCUCCGCCCCCUCUGACCACAUCCUGACCAAGGGCAGCAACUUCACCCACACUCAGAAGUUCACCUUCACACAGACAUUACCUAGCUCCUCCAUCCCCUCUAGCCAUCAGUCAGAGAGUGAUAUUCAGCACUGUCAGCAAGAGGAGCAGGUAUCACUCCAGCUGCACUUCCAGCACCUCUGCAGUGAUGUUGACCAGCUAGCAGCAGACAUGAAGCACAUGACUGUCACUAAUGCACAGGUGUUGGAUGAGUUCAAGCAAAGAGAGCUGAAGAACUCUGAAAAAGAGGAUAAGCUGCAGGUGAAGAAGAAAACAAUCAACCUGUUGCCAGACUCGGACAACAACCUGCUGAAGCUUCAGACUCUGGUGGAGGCCAGUGCCAAGCGGGUGGUGAACCUGGCCUCUCAGUGGGAGAAACGCCGCACACCCCUUAUCAAUGAGCACCGCAGACUCAAAGAAAUCUGCAGCAAACAAGAUCUGGAGUCAUCCAAAAAGCUGUCUGAAAUCACGUCUCUGCAUGAUAAAAUCCGUGUGUCUACAGAGGAGGCCAAGAAGAAGGAAGAAAUCCACAAACAACUGGUAACAGAGUUAGAAAAUCUUCCUCAGGACGUGUCUCGGUCAGCAUACACUCAGAGGAUUCUAGAGAUUGUCAGCAACAUCAAGAAACAGAAGGAGGAAAUUACAAAGAUUUUGUCAGACACUAAGGAGCUCCAGAAAGAGAUCAACAGCCUGACAGGAAAACUGGACAGGACCUUUGCUGUGACUGAUGAGCUGGUCUUCAAGGACGCCAAAAAAGAUGAAUCCGUCCGCAAAUCCUACAAGUACCUGGCUGCCCUGCAUGAAAACUGUUAUCAGUUGAUUCAAACCAUCGAGUACACUGGUACAAUCUUGAGAGAGAUUCGAGAUCUAGAGGAGCAGAUUGAAACAGAAAACGGUAGUAAAACUGUGGCUAACCUGGAGAGGAUUCUGAAUGACUACAAGGCUAUUCGACAGGAGAACUCCGCACUCGCUGCCAAAGUCAGAGAAGGUUGAAGGAAGUCCAAGUUUGCUCCCCUCUGCCUGCUGAGGUCAAAGAUGUGGUUAAUACCUGGAGCCAUUCGGACCUAAAUAGGACUGAAACAGCACUCCAAUUUUCACACUGUAGAGACUGCUGUUCAUUAACACCAACCUGUGUGGCCAUUGGAGACCUGCUUUUCGAACCAUGGAACUAACAUGGCAUUUUAAUGCACAAAGUGUAUGGAUGGAUGAAGAUUACAAUUAUUGUUUCAUUUCAAACUGAUUUUCUACGGCUGGACAUGCUCUCUUAGGAUCCAUGCACUGGUUUGAUUGCAACACAGCAGACAGCAGAGGGUGCUGGCAGAUCUUUUCUGUUCAAAUGUUAAGUCAUUCAUAUUGAUGUAUGAAAUGUUUUGAUAAGAUAUCUUAAUCAGAUCUUUGACUGGGAAAUUUUAAUACAGAAUUAUUCUACCAUUUUCAGAAAUGAGCAGUUCCUUUUUAUUGACGUGAUGAUGUUUGAACUGAAUAUGGUGGGUGAAUGGCAUUUGAAUGUAGUCGAUUUAAUAAUGUUGUUCAGCCCCAUCAGCAAAGUAUUGUUUUAUAUAUAGUACCAGCUUGAAUAAAGAUGCCUUACAAAAAAACAA